Messenger RNA from Racocetra fulgida, 266 nucleotides. NCBI's taxonomy places the organism in Eukaryota, Fungi, Glomeromycota, Glomeromycetes, Diversisporales, Gigasporaceae. The record is from the annotation of a GenBank genome assembly.
CUCCUGAAAAUCUUCCUACCAUUCUACAAAAUCCUGAUAUUGCCGCUCUUGCUCUAAAAUAUUUAAAAGCAACCGACGAAAUGCUGGCACUUGUAUUUGAUUGGAAUAAUGCAGGCUUUAAUGAUACUGCAGUCCCAAAUUGUCGUAAUGGUAUUGCAGGAAAAACCAAAGCGGCUAUAGUUGCAAAUUUAGUUGCAAAUGGUGCUACCGAUUUUCAAAAUAUGAACGGCAAGAGACCAAGCUGGCGUUCCCAAUAUCUGGAAUGA